Molecule: messenger RNA, 2463 nt
Organism: Tilletiopsis washingtonensis
Lineage: Eukaryota; Fungi; Basidiomycota; Exobasidiomycetes; Entylomatales
Exons: 2
Coding region: 188-2266 (692 amino acids)
Source: RefSeq, a predicted model, not a curated record
GCCGCGUGUACCGCUCGCUCCUCGCCGUCUGGUAGCGCAGCACAGCCUCGAGCCAGACGCGCCGCGUGCUCUUCGGCGUCGUCACUGAGACGCCGACGCCGGGCGACAGCGCAGCUGUACCGCGCACGCUCUCGACGUUUGCCGAGCGCCUCCGCAGCGUCGCACUGCUGGCAGCCCAGAGCCCAGCAUGCUGGCCGACGAGAAGGCGGCGCUGCGUCGCGAGCGGCGCGGCGCGGCAGCGAGCGGCAGCAGUGCGAGCACGAGUGACCUGAGCAGUCGGACAUCACUCGAUGAUCUCUGUGCUUCAUACGAGCUGCACGCGCUCGAUGAGGGCGACGUCGACACGCCCGCGUCUUGGCGAGAUGUCGCUGCUGUCCUCGAUGCGCGCAACGGCGGACGGCGGAGCAUGUGUCCGCGCCAUUGGUUGCCGAUGCUGCGGCAUGGGCUCGCCAAGCGCGGCGCUCAUGACUAUCUGCCACUCUCUGCUGGCGCCGUAACCCCGCCCCAGCCGCCGUGCAGUGCGGCGCAACGACAUGCAGCGCAUCGACUGGCGCUGCUCUUCGCUCUCGUCGUGCUCCUCUCAGCAGGCCUGUCGGCCUUCUUCAAGGCGCCAUCCACGCUCUGGCCAUUCGUCUCGCUGCAGCUGUGCGCGUUGCCGCUCGCCGUGACGCUUGAAGGAGUCGGACGCAUCAAGAGACGCCUAGGACGACGACGUGGCGGACGCUGCGCGCUGCAGUCACCGCACCUGGCGCCCACACCCGAGGCACCGCACUCGGAGGCGCGGCCUCGCGCAGUUUGGAGACGCAGCUGGGCCAGCGGUCUCUGGCGUCUCGUGCUCGGCAUCUCGCUCAUUUUCUGGGCCUGGUCUCUCUCUCCUUCGUUCGACACGCCCGCACCCUACAUCGCCUCCGCAGUCUCUGCCGAUGCACCGCCGCUCUUCAUCGCUGCAAACCUCUACGAUUCCGCCGCGAUCCUGCCGCGCUUCAGCGACGCAUUGCUCGAGCUCGUGGCGAUGCAUCGCGGACGCGUCUUCGUCAGCCUCUACGAGUCCAACUCGCCCGACGGCGGCAAGACGGAGCGCUUGCUGCGUCAGCUUGAUGCGCGUCUGGAGGCGCUCGACGUGCCGCAUCUCAUUCGCACGGGCGAGGAGAAGCACGCCGCGGCUGCCGCACCCUCGCAGGCAGUCGCAGCGCCGACGCGACGCUCGCUGCUCCGGCGACUUGUCACCAAGCCACGCAUCACCAAGGAGUCCGGCGACGGGCCCGGCCGCAUCCGCUUCCUCGCAGCCGUGCGCAACGAGGCACUCUUGCCGCUCUCCAACGGCGUGGCAGAUCCGCAGCGGCUGUGGGGCAAGGGCACGCGCUGGAGCAAGGUGCUCUGGCUCAACGACGUGCUGUUCAAGAGCGCGGACAUGAUGCGUCUGCUGGAGACGCAGCGCGGCGAUUAUGAUGUGGCUUGUGCGAUGGACUUUGGAGGGGCGCUGCUGGGGCUGUACGACACCUGGGUCGUGCGCUCCGUCACCGGCGACCGCACCAAGCCCUUGUGGCCGUAUUUCUCCGACGCACCCUCCGUCGCCUCCUUGAAGGCACAACAAGCCAUCCGCGUCGCCAGCUGCUGGACCGGCGCCGCCGCCUUCGACGCUCGUUGGUUCACCGACCGCACUGUGCCGCCGCGCAGGUCACCGCGCUUGGUGCCUGCGGGCGAGAGGAGAGUGCACGACCAGAGUUGGUGGGCGACGCCUGACGGCGCCAAGGAGAAGCAGCUUCGACUGCAGCACUUGCGACUGGAGGAGUGGGAUCCGCCUCGGGCCGCGCUGCCUCACAGCGGCAUCAAUGCCUCGGCGCCCGCCGCGCCGCUCUCGAUGCCGCUCACCUUCCGCUCCGAGUCGCGCUGCGUCUCCUCUGAAUGCCUCUUGAUCAAUCUCGACAUUCAUCGGCUCACCGCACUCGCCACUCCCGCACGUCGGCCGGAGAUCUUCAUCAAUCCCCUCGUGCAAGUCACGUACGACGCGCCGACGUUCUGGCUGUACCACACGCUGCUGCGGAGCGCGGUAGUGAGGCCUUGGCAGACGCUGUGGGAACGAGGCGUCGCGGCGACGCUGUUUGCGCCGCUCACGGAUCUGGGGCGCAAGGCGCCCAACUGUCUUGACUCGUUCAGAGACGAUUGGAACGAGGCGCACAUCGCGCCGACGAACCGCUCGCUCACCGUCGACGCACUCGCGGCAUGGCACGCGCAGAGCGCAGGAGCUGCCGUGCCGCAGCAAUGACGCAGCAAGCCGUGUGCCGUCGCUGCUCCUGCCGUCGAUCCAGCGCUCCUUCUCUCUCUCUCGCUCGCGCACAACCUCUCCUCACCUCACACACCUGGCCCCUCCCUCGCGCGCGGCUGUCUUCAAGCUCGGCCGGUCCGAGCAUGUCGACGCGCAUGUCGCUCCGCCUGUCCCUGUCUCGGCUCGAUCCUGUUCUU